AUCAUUAUCUUCAUAUGUGUAUAUGUAUAUAUGUAUGUAUGCAUAUGUGCAUAUGUGUUUUUUGACAAUGUCUGCCUACAUAGUCUUCACUAGCAUGGAGCUUGAUAUGUAGACCAGACUAACCUCAGACUCUUACAGAUACACCUACUAUUUUGUAAAUGUAAAAUCAAGGAGUCUUAAUACUCCCAUGACUUAAGUUAACUACUAAUAAAAAGUAGUAUGUUUUAUAUUUUUCCUGAUUCAUAUGAGAGAGAGACAAAGAGAUAAAGAAUACAAUGUGAUGGUAUUACCAAUUAUAUUAUGGAUUCAACCAACAAAUAUUUACUAGAGAGGAGGUAAAUAUUUGCAACUUCUAAAGAGUUGUCUUGAAAUAAAUAUUUAUUUAUUUAUUUGGGGAAAAUUUUAAUGAGCCUUUUUUGAGUUGGACAUUCAAAGAAUUAGUGGUUUGAUUAGGAGUAUGGACUUUAUUUGUAUUCUAAUUCAAACAAGCGAACAACAAGAGACAUUUUGUAGAAAACUAGGAGAGCCCAAACAGACUGAAUUAUAAUUAUUUCUAAAUAUGUCAAUCGUGGUAAUAAUAUUGUAAUUAUAUUUUAAAGGGCAUUGGUAACUAGAAAUGAUUAAUGAAUAUUUAGAGAUAAACAUAGUCUAUGUGAAAUUUGCUUUUGAAUAUUCUAGAUAGAUGUAUUUACAAAUUGUUUUAGGAGAAAAAUACUAAAUGAAAAAAUUCACAAAGACACAUGGUGGCGCUAUAGGAUAAGAUGAAACAGUGCAUAGCCAGCUCUGUGGGCUCCUCCAUCCAGAGGAUGAGAGAACAGCCAAUUCAUUGAGGAGGGAGGUAUUACAGGAGCUUCACCGACAGAGCUGCCAAGGGAUCUACAAUAGAAACAUCGGACCUUCGUCUCUCAAAAUUGAGACCAAAUUUAAUUUUGCAACAAAAGAGGUCGCCUGCAGGAACUAUGGGAACUAGAAGGACGCUCAUUCUGUGGAAAAGGCAAGUCUUGGUUUUCUUUGUUUUGCUGGGAUUGUCUCGGGCGAGUACUGAAUCUUUGCACUACUCUGUAGAGGAGGAAACAGAAGUUGGCUCUUUUGUGGCUAACCUGGCAAGGGACCUGGGCCUGGGGGUUGCGGAGCUAUCCUCCAGGGAUGCCAGAGUAGUGUUAGAUGAUAAUAAAAAGCAUUUACACCUUAAUUUGCUAACCGGAGAUAUGCUCCUGAGUGAGAGACUGGACCGGGAAGAGCUGUGUGGCUCCACCCAGCCCUGUGUGCUGCCUUUUCAGGUGGUACUGGAAAACCCUCUACAGUUUUAUCGAGCUGAGCUGCAUGUCAGAGAUAUAAAUGAUCACUCACCUAUGUUCCUGGACAAAGAAAUAACUAUUAAAAUGCCAGAAAGUGCAACUAUUGGAUCCACAUUCUUAAUUGAGAAUGUGCAAGAUCUGGACAUAGGAAGCAACAGUCUCCAGGAAUACAGCAUUAGCCCUAAUUCUCAUUUCUAUGUUAAAAUUCAUGACGGUGGUAAUGGAAAGAUAUAUCCGGAACUGGUUCUAGACAGAGCUUUAGAUCAUGAGGAGGAAUCUGAGCUUCGAUUGACACUUACAGCACUGGAUGGUGGGUCUCCACCCAGGUCUGGGACAACAUCCAUUCUCAUAAAAGUCUUGGACAUCAAUGAUAACGCUCCUGAGUUUGCCCAGAGUUUGUAUGAGGUGCAGGUCCCAGAGGACAUGCCCAUUGGUUCCAGUAUUAUUGCUAUCUCUGCUAAAGAUUUAGAUUUAGGAAAUUAUGGGAUAAUAUCAUAUUCAUUUUUGCAAGCAUCAGAAGGUAUUAGAAAAACCUUCGACAUCAACCCAACUUCUGGGGAAGUCAACUUGAGGUCAUUACUGGAUUUUGAAGUAAUACAAUCCUAUUCUGUAAAUAUCCAAGCAACAGAUGGUGGAGGUCUUUCAGCAAAAUGCACUCUUUUAGUCAAAGUAUUGGAUAUAAAUGACAAUGCUCCAGAAGUGACCAUAUCAUCAAUUACAAACACAAUUCCAGAGAAUGCUUCAGAGACCCUGGUUGCUCUUUUCAGUGUCCGAGAUCAAGACUCUGGGGACAACGGAAGGAUUCUUUGCUCUAUUCAGGACGACCUUCCAUUUAUUCUGAAACCCACCUUCAAGAACUUUUUCACUCUACUUUCUGAAAAAGCACUGGACAGAGAGAGCAAAGCUGAGUACAACAUCACCAUCACAGUCACCGACCUGGGCACACCCAGGCUCACAACCCAGCACACCAUAACAGUGCAGGUCUCCGAUGUCAACGACAACGCUCCCGCCUUCACAGAAACCUCCUACACCCUGUUUGUUCAGGAGAACAACAGCCCCGCCCUGCACAUAGGCACCAUCAGCGCCACAGACUCAGACUCAGGCUCCAAUGCCCACAUCACCUACUCGCUGCUGCCCACCCACGACCCGCAGUUGGCCCUCUCCUCGCUCAUCUCCAUCAAUGCAGACAACGGGCAGCUGUUCGCGCUCAGGGCGCUGGACUAUGAGGCCCUGCAGACCUUUGAGUUCCGCGUGGGUGCCACAGACCAAGGCUUGCCUGCGCUCAGCAGCCAGGCUCUGGUGCGCGUGCUCGUGCUGGACGCCAAUGACAAUGCUCCCUUCGUGCUCUACCCUCUGCAGAACGCGUCUGCUCCCUGCACAGAGCUGCUGCCCAGGGUGGCACAGGAACCCGCACAGGAAGAUGACGUCCUCACAUUCUAUUUGGUCAUUGCCUUGGCUUCUGUGUCUUCCCUCUUCCUCUUGUCUGUGCUGCUGUUUGUGGGGGUGAGGCUGUGCAGGAGGGCCAGGGCAACCUCUCUGGGUGGCUGCACAGUGCCUGAGGGCCCCUUUCCUGGUCACCUGGUGGAUGUCAGUGGGGCGGGGACCUUGUCCCAGAGCCACCAGUAUGAGGUGUGUCUGAUGGGAGGUACUGGGACAAAUGAGUUCAAAUUUCUGAAGCCAGUCAUCCCCAGUCUUCAACUCCACGAAGCUAGUUCUAAUAUGCAGGAAAAGGAAAACUUUAGGAAUAGUCUUGGAUUUAAUAUUUAAUAAAAUCUGCUUUAAACUGUUAAUAUUUUCCUAUUAUUAAUAGAUUGCAGAUGCUCUUUUUUCUUAAUCUGUAAUAGAUUUUAGGUUUUACUGAUGUUGCAUGCGUUUUCAUUUCACAUGUUUUUCUCGCAGUUGUUUCUAAAAUCUUUAUGGGGCUAUAGUGAUGUAAAGAAACAUUCUGCACCUCUUGUUUAUUUUGUUGAAGUUAUAUGUUAAUGGUUCUGCUGUUUGUUAUGGAAGACACAGAAAUGGGAAUGCUGACUAAAGUGUUGAGAGUAAAUGUGUUGAAUUGGUGGUUACUGUCACAUGCAGGCAGAUCUGGGUGGAUCUACAA
Molecule: messenger RNA, 3399 nt
Organism: Cricetulus griseus (Chinese hamster)
Lineage: Eukaryota; Metazoa; Chordata; Mammalia; Rodentia; Cricetidae
Source: RefSeq, a predicted model, not a curated record